Molecule: messenger RNA, 2757 nt
Organism: Rhagoletis zephyria (snowberry fruit fly)
Lineage: Eukaryota; Metazoa; Arthropoda; Insecta; Diptera; Tephritidae
Biological process (GO): skeletal muscle contraction; positive regulation of protein localization to plasma membrane; positive regulation of voltage-gated calcium channel activity
Source: RefSeq, a predicted model, not a curated record
UUCUUCCGGUUUGUAGAAAACAGCAGUUAUUUCAUAACAAAAAUUUAAAGUGAAAAAAAUUAAGUAAAAAAAUUUUCGCGCUAUUAAAAACAACUAAUUUUAUGUUUGUUAGAUAUUCUCUGACAAAAUCAGGAUAAUCUAAUUAUAACUAAAAUAUCCUCAAACAAUUUUUUAAAUAAAAUUUAAUAAAAAUAAAAUUUGUGCAAAUAUUAGCCAAGCAAAAGCAAUAGCUGCUUAAAGAAAUUUCGUCGAGUUUUCGUCUUAUGCCGCCCCCAACGACACACUGUCUGUCGUUCGUUAUAGUCAAAUUUUCGAUUUCAAAGAGUUUCUGCAAAUAAAACAAACACUAGCCAUCGACGUUUCAACUAAAAUCGACAUACAUAAAUAUGUACAUACAUACAUACAUACAUAUAAUGUGCCACCAAUAACCUCCGCCUUCGUCUAAGCGCCGCAACGCAAUGCAACGCAUCGCAAUCGUCAAUGAGCUGCAGAAGUGCUAAAGAAAUUUUUUAUGUCUUUCAUUAGCGUGGAAGGUGAAAAUUUGCUGAAAAUUUAUUUUUGCGAAAAAGAAAAUUUUUUCCAAGAAAGCGUGAGAAAUAAGAAAAUCCGUAAUUUUAAAUAGAUAAAGUGUGAAAAAAUGAAAUGAAAAAUUAAAAAUCAAAAUAAAAAUUUGCCAAGCGCUAAAAAAUCAGUUGAAGUGAAAUAUUUCAUUUUCAACGCAACUAUUCAAAUUUGUGUUUUGUGUAUAUUUUGGCAGUAAAUCAGCGCAUAGCGAGCAGUGUUUAAACUGUGCGUAAAAAGUGUUAGCAAGUAAACAAAAAAGAAUAAAAAAACAAAAAAAGAAAAAAAAAUCAGCAGCAGCAACAAAAAAGUGAAGAAAAUCGCAAAGUCCCGUGCUGCCGGAUUUGCUACUUUGUUUUGGAGUCAGUCUCAUUUAUUGUCGUUCGUUCGUGUGUGUGUGCGAGUGUGGAGCAGCGGCAUUGGCGUUAAGCAGCGAAUUUGUACGCAGAGCAUUUGAAAAGUGAAGUAGAAAGUUUUUAAAAGUGUUGGAAAAUGUUAUGUGAAUAGUGAUUUCCAAGCAGAAAAAUGAUUUUGUAAUUGUAAGUGCGCAGCAAAGCAGCGAAAGGAAAAAUAAAAAUUCAUAAAAAUUGUUAAAAAGUAAAAGUAAAAAAACAAUAACUAUUCCUUUUUUUACCUUUUGUUUGCUUACUCUACUACUUCUGCUCUUUUUUAUGCCACACUUUACUGCGUCCACGUAUGUUGCUCUCCUAAAUGUAUCGCUCAGCUGUCUGCUCCACAAAAUCAACAAAAAUUAAUUUAUUUGCGAUUAUCUGUCAAUGCGACAUUGACGUCAGCUACGCGAAAGACGUGCUGAUUUAAGUAUCUUCACAUACAUAUGUACAUACUUUACGCUGGAUUAAAUGAUUUUGUUCAACAUGCAACGUUCUAAAUGACGAACACACGGAUAAAGGACGGAUAGCGCGAGAUGUAUCAGUUUAAUUUGUGAUAUUUGCUUUUCUAAGUUAAAAAUAUUCUUCAGCAAAAUCUUCAAGUGGUCGAAAAAGUCGUAGAUUUUUUGGGUGGAGGGGACCACGUGGUGGUUCCCUUGGCCCACGGGCCGGUAUGGCUUCCUAUAAUGGAGUGCUAAAGGAUUACGGACACAGCAGUUUGAAUGAGGCUUUCAAAUCCCAAAACAAUGUCAACUUUAAGUUAAUCAAAACAGUAUCUGAUUUUACCGAAACCCUUUCCCAUUUAUACGAGGAACAUGCAACUGCCCUACAAACUUUAGUCUCCAAUUUUCGUAAAAAGAAUGCAGAACUUCGCAAAGAAAGACCCGCCUGCCAUCAGGCAAUUUUCCAAGCAUGGGAAACAUUCCUACAGGAGGUCGAAACCGAUUCUCAGGCAUCAAACGAUGUGGCCAACGUGCUUUCGCGUCAGGUGUCACGUCCAAUGCUCGAUAAAUCCUUUCAUCGUAAAGUUCAAAGUCGGAAAAUUUUCACACACAGGGAGUCUUUUGAGACUAUUAUCGCAAAGACUGAAGAGAAGCUGUCGAAGUGUCGUUUGGAUUAUAAACAAUGCUACAUAUCGCAUCGUCAAAAUCCCACGCAACUUUCACUCACCGAAUACAUUGAUGCCCACAAUGCGUACGUGCAACAGUUGCAUGCCACCAAUGCCAUGCUGGAGACAUACCAUUGUGAGACGGUGCCGCAAUUGAUGCAAGAACUGGAGGAGAUACACAAUGAUUUAUGCAGUAUUAUCGCCGAAUCGAUACUACAGGGUGCCGAUGUUAUUGCGAAUAAGGCUACAGUGCAAGCGAAGCGUUAUAGCUCACUCACUAUACAAUGCAGCUCAGUGUCAGCGGCGCAGGACCUCACAAAUUUCGUACGCAUUCUGCCGCUGCCAUCGCAGGCGCAAAAAGUUCCUAAGCGCAUUUUUGCACCGCCACAACCACCGGGCGAGGUCGACGAUACGGGGGAUUUCAAUGAGAUGGCUCCAAUUUUGCGCAACGAGCUGGUCUUCGAUCGUCAUUCAACAUUAGCACUGCGACCAGCACUGGAAUCACUGAAGCGAGAGGCGAAUGAUUUGGAAAUGCAAAUACGUUUAUUACAGGAUACCGUGGAUGGUUUGAAUCGUACGCAGCAACGUGGCAUCGAGGGUCAACUCUACAACAAGGUCAACGAGCUACAGGAGGACUUGUCUUUGAAAAAGUUUGAUUUGCGAGCUAAGCAAUUACAUUUUGCCGCCAUUAAAGCGCAG